AUGCUUUUUCCUAGUGACGAGCCUCUACGUGGUCCGCUUCAGGAAUUUGAUUUCGAUACCGACGAAGAAGAAGGAGACUCACCCAAAGCCCCCAUUGGGAAACGGAAAAAAUCAAAACAGGCCGAACGCCCACUCAAAAUUAUCCCAACAGCCUCUGACGCCUCCAGUGAUGACUCCGACGCUUCAGACGACGAGGAACGCGUGACGAUGGCCAACAUGGAAGCGCGAUCAAAAGCCCUCGAUGCCCGUGCAGCCGCAGAGGCCGAGCUCGACGCGGAAGAGCUGCGGGGAGCCCAAGAGGACGAAGAAGAAGACGAAGAUGUGGAUAUGGAUGGGGAGGCGGAUGAAGAGGGUAAUAUGGAUGCUGAACCUUUUCAUCUGCCUACGGCUGCUGAGCGGGAGGAGGAAAAGGCUAGGGGAGGUCCGGAUUUACAGGUCGUGCAACGCCGUCUGAGGGAGUGCGUACGCGUCCUUGAAAAGUUUUCGAAACGCGCUGAGAAAGGCCGUUCACGGUCAGAAUAUACAGGCCAGCUUAUGGCUGAUAUAGCUAGCUAUUACGGUUACAACGAUUUCCUGGUCGAGAAAUUUUUCCAACUUUUCCCUGUUGCCGAGGCUAUCGAAUUUUUCGAGGCAAACGAAGUCUCUCGUCCUGUAACGAUUCGAACCAACACCUUACGAACAAGAAGACGUGAUCUAGCUCAAGCACUCGUGAACCGCGGUGUGAACCUGGAACCCAUCGGGAAAUGGACCAACGUCGGACUCCAAGUCUUUGAAAGUAGCGUUCCUAUCGGUGCGACCCCCGAGUACUUGGCAGGUCACUAUAUGCUCCAAGCUGCUUCCUCCUUACUCCCCGUCAUCGCGCUUUCUCCUCAACCCAAUGAACGCGUGCUGGAUAUGGCGUCUGCGCCUGGUGGGAAAACGACGCACAUCGCUGCCUUGUUACAGAAUACGGGUGUGGUAUUCGCGAAUGACGCGAAUAAGGCUAGGACGAAGAGUCUUACUGCCAACGUGCAUCGUUUGGGAUGUAAGAACGUUGUCGUGUGCUCGUACGACGGCCGAGAAUUCCCAAAGGUGAUGGGUGGGUUUGACCGCGUGCUUUUGGACGCACCAUGUAGUGGGACGGGUGUUAUAAGCAAGGAUUCGAGCGUCAAGCUCAACAAGUCCGAUCGCGACUUUACCCUCCUCUCCCAUCUUCAAAAGCAGCUCAUCCUUUGCGCCAUCGACAGCGUGAGUCCCGAAUCCAAAACGGGCGGAUACCUUGUCUACUCGACCUGCUCCGUCACGGUGGACGAGAACGAGGCGGUGGUAGAUUACGCCCUCCGAAAACGACCCAACGUGAAGCUUGUGGACACUGGGCUUUCCUUUGGGCGCGAGGGAUUCACAAAGUACCGUGGCAAGACGUUCAACCCGAGUCUGAAUCUCACAAGGAGAUUUUAUCCGCACGUGCAUAAUAUGGAUGGAUUCUUUGUUUCCAAGUUCAAGGUGGAGAAGAGGACAAAGGCGCAGAGUGCACCUGUUGAUGCGGAGAUGAAAGAACCUGCUGAUGAGGGUGUAGACAAGGAGGAGUCUGCUGGGUUUGAUUCAGAGGAAGAUCGUCCGUAUCUUGAGGGUUCGUUGUCUGUGUUGUUGGAAGAUGGCUGUAUUCUGACUUUGUUGUUCUUGCAGAGGCGAAACGAAGGCGGAUGA
Messenger RNA from Laccaria bicolor S238N-H82, 1686 nucleotides. RefSeq lists its product as uncharacterized. The transcript is spliced from 4 exons. NCBI's taxonomy places the organism in Eukaryota, Fungi, Basidiomycota, Agaricomycetes, Agaricales, Hydnangiaceae. Bases 1 to 1686 code for a protein of 561 amino acids. Gene Ontology annotation, biological process: rRNA base methylation; maturation of LSU-rRNA. The record is from RefSeq and is a predicted model, not a curated record. Gene Ontology annotation, cellular component: nucleolus. Gene Ontology annotation, molecular function: rRNA (cytosine-C5-)-methyltransferase activity; RNA binding.